Molecule: messenger RNA, 702 nt
Organism: Trypanosoma rangeli
Lineage: Eukaryota; Euglenozoa; Kinetoplastea; Trypanosomatida; Trypanosomatidae
Exons: 1
Coding region: 1-702 (233 amino acids)
Source: RefSeq, a predicted model, not a curated record
AUGGACUACAUAAAUAGCUACUUGGAAUGCCUGUCUUGGUUUGCGGACUGGUGCCUACGCUCUGAGCUUCCUGCGAGAACUAUCACCAAGCUGUGUAUGUGGCUCUAUGACAUGCGACACCGACGCAGCGGCUUUAGGAGAGGCGAUGCACCAUCGCCUUGUUUGUCCAAUGUAUUUGGGAAAGCAAGUUACAUCCAACCUAACUGGUACAGAGAGGAAACAGGCAAGUCUUUUUCCUACCUUGAUGAACGUAUUAUCUUCUAUCCACAGUUUGCAUUGCUUGACGAGAAUGAAGCCUAUCAUAACUUAUCGGUGCAGAAACACAAAACACUAGUGUGCGUGAGUCGCAUACUGCGUCAACCUUCUCUGCACUAUUUGCGUACGGCGCUCACCGUUGCGUCCAUGGCGUUCCUUUGGGUUGUGGAUGCCUCCUCAGAGCUGUCAGAUCCCCAAGCAGUGUACAUCUCUUGUAGCUCAUGUAAUGAGCAUGACAACGGCGCCGGCCCUCAUUCCAAGGGACGCCUCUGUGCCGUUGACGCUAUUAAGUGUCGGAGCUUUCGCGAUACCGCUGGGGAUGCAAUACGGUGCUUGACUGGAGUUUCACUUUUACUUGUGUCCGAGAUUUUUGUCUCUCUUCCGCAUAGGACAACUGCACAUGAUAUUUUUAUCGUGGACUCGUGGUUUUUUUUUUUUUGUGUGUAG